Messenger RNA from Beauveria bassiana ARSEF 2860, 1584 nucleotides. Its product is annotated as dynein light intermediate chain. Gene Ontology annotation, biological process: microtubule cytoskeleton organization; microtubule-based movement. Gene Ontology annotation, molecular function: dynein heavy chain binding. The record is from RefSeq and is a predicted model, not a curated record. Gene Ontology annotation, cellular component: centrosome; cytoplasmic dynein complex. The coding region runs from base 1 to 1584 and encodes 527 amino acids. The transcript has 6 exons. Lineage: Eukaryota; Fungi; Ascomycota; Sordariomycetes; Hypocreales; Cordycipitaceae.
AUGGCGGCGAAAAUUGAGCGGGCGUCCACGUACACCGCUGGGUCUGGUGACGCCGAUGCUCGCAAUGGCGAGCCAAAGCGAAACCUGUGGACUUCGAUGCUUGAAUCGGUCGCCAGCGGCAAGCGCCUUCCUGAGAAGAACCUGUUGAUACUGGGUGGCAGUACGGACGCGCAGAGAGAGUUUCUUGAAUCGCUUUCGGCCGACGAAGAGGGUCGCAACUCGGAGCGGCAAAAGACUCCUCCAAUCGCCAACAACUUUGCGCUGGGCUACACGUAUUAUGAUGUGCUGGACACAGACCAAGACGAUACCCUGGCUCGUGUGUCGCUUUACCUCCUUUCGCAACCCUCGGGCGAGUUUGCCUCGCUAGUCUCGCCACUUCUCACGCCAGAAUCGAUACCGAACACAGCCCUAGUCAUACUGUUGGACUGGGCGCAACCUCAUCUCUGGCUCAGACAGAUCUGGAGCUGGAUCCAGGUGUUAGAAGAAGUCAUGGGUCACACAACUCCUGAGGCGCGCGCCGAAAUGGAGGAGACAAUGUCCUCUUGGAGAGAGCGCGGUCGUGGCGGCAGCUCAACGAACCUGGACGGUACUCCAUCAGCGACAGCAGCAGACAGCGACGGCUCACUGCCUCUAGGACCUGGUGAAUGGAGCGAACCCCUAGGUUUGCCCCUAUGCGUUGUUUGUCAAAAUGCCCAGAAAAUCGACUUCCUCGAAAGAAAUCAUGGCUGGAAAGAGCCCGAUUUCGAUACCGUACUCCAAUAUCUAAGAACUGUGCUGCUGCGUCAUGGCGGCUCACUUAUUUACACAAGCCAAAACACACCUUCCCAACUACCAUCCCUCAUCCAUUCAACGCUUGGCAUCACGUCAUUACUCAAGCGCCAACCGCUGAAGCAUAACGUCAUUGACAGAGACAAGAUCGUCGUACCACCCAACUGGGAUUCCUGGGGCAAGAUUCGCGUACUGGGUGGCAAUUUUGAUACAGAGGUGGCCUCGAAAGGUUGGUCCGAAGAUAUCAAGCUGCCUCUGGGCUCAACCCUACAGAGUCUGGAAGCUCUCGAGCAGGCCAGGGCUGAGGCUGCAGAGACAGGCAAGUACGUGCAAGAAGAUAGUGCGAUCGCGCGCUACGAGGACUGGUGCCGCGAUUCCAACAGCGGCGGCAUGGCCGUCGUCGAAAGCGCCAUGGGCGGCGCCGCCGCCGUCGGCGUCGACAGCGAAGACACGCAAGAGUUUCUCGAGAAGCAGCUCAAGAUUCUCGAAGCGUUCAAGACCAAGCUGCCGGAAAAGACGCCCGAUAACAACAUCUCCACCGCCUCGCGACGGCCCGAUUUCGCAGACGAAAAGAGCGUCAGCGAGCACAUUGGUCCCGUGCAAUUCAACAUGGGUGGCAUCCAGGUCGACGCCGACGAUAUGCUGCAACGGCUAAAGGACCGCAACGCCCAUACUGCCUCUGACGACGAAGACGCCGCCGAGGAGCAAGUGCUGCCCGCCCCCACCAUCACCAAGGAAUACGACAAUGAACAACUGCACGACUUUUUCAGCGGCCUUAUGAACCGGACCGGCGGCGCGGCCGAGUCACCGCGGUAG